UGUAAAUGGAACAAAGUGGCGGUUUUCACUUAAUAUAUUAUUUUUCCUCUAUUAUAUCUUCUACACAGAUUUCUUCCGUUCUCAGAUGCAGCGAAGUCUCGUGCUGGUCUCCGAGAUCUUUCCUUUCACCUCUUGGCGAUCCGAAUUAGGGGUAGGGAGGUGCACAUUCCUCCAAAAUCCCGACUUCUUGUUGUAAUUUCGAUCGUUCUUGGCGUCCAAAGGUAGGAUCUUGGAAGACGGAACCCGCAAACCUAGUUGGGACGUCGUCGGGGGCUUGUCGGAUCGGCUUGGAAUCCUAGAUCGGGGGGGAGGGACAUGGGGAAGGUGGCGGUGACGACGGCAGUGGUGGGCGCGGCGGCGGCGUGCGCGGUGGCGGCGCUCGUCGUGCGGCACCGGAUGCGGAGCUCGGGCCGGUGCGCGCGUGCCGCGGCCCUGCUCAAGGAGCUCGAAGAGCGGUGCGCCACGCCCCUGGGGAAGCUGCGGCAGGUGGCCGACGCGAUGAUGGUGGAGAUGCACGCCGGGCUCGCCUCCGAGGGCGGGAGCAAGCUCAAGAUGCUCAUCAGCUACGUCGACAAGCUCCCCACCGGGGAUGAGACAGGAUUGUUUUAUGCUUUAGACCUUGGAGGAACCAACUUCCGUGUCUUGCGUGUACAACUAGGAGGAAAGGAACAGCGUGUUGUCAAGAAAGAACCUAAGGAGGUUUCAAUUCCACCCCAUUUAAUGGUUGGAGGCUCAGAUGAACUGUUUGAUUUUAUUGCUUCAGCUUUAGCAGAGUUUGUUGCUUCUGAAGGUGAAGAUUUUCACAUUCCUGUCGGUAGACAGAGGGAACUUGGAUUUACCUUCUCUUUUCCAGUGAGGCAAACUUCUAUUGCAUCAGGCACCCUUAUUAAAUGGACAAAAGGUUUCAAUAUUGAGGGCACGGUUGGGGAAGAUGUGGUGGCGGAAUUGACCAGGGCCAUAGAAAGACAAUGUCUUGAUAUGCGAGUUUCAGCACUGGUUAAUGAUACAAUCGGGACAUUAGCUGGGGCAAGAUACUAUGAUAAUGAUGUAAUUGUUGGUGUGAUAUUAGGCACUGGUACAAAUGCAGCCUACGUAGAGAGAGCCCAUGCGAUACCUAAGUGGCAUGGUCUCCUACCCAAAUCAGGAGAGAUGGUUAUCAACAUGGAAUGGGGGAAUUUCAGGUCAUCUCAUCUUCCUACGACAGACUAUGAUCAAACAUUAGAUACUGAGAGCUUAAACCCUGGUGAACAGAUUUUUGAGAAGUUGAUCUCUGGAAUGUAUCUGGGAGAAAUUUUACGUAACGUGCUUCUGAGAUUGGCUAAUGAAGCUGCCUUGUUCGGAGAUAGUGUUCCACCAAAACUUGAAACCCCAUUCAUACUAAGGACCCCAGUCAUGUCAGCCAUGCAUCACGACAACUCACCUGAUCUUAAAGUAGUUGGGACUAAACUGAAGGAGCUCUUGGGGAUCCCUAACACUUCCCUCAAGACAAGAAAAGUGGUAGUCCAGGCAUGCGACAUCAUUGCCAAGCGUGGGGCUCGCUUGGCUGCUGCUGGCAUCGUUGGUAUCCUGAAGAAGAUUGGGCGUGAUUCUGCAGCCAAGGAUGGUGGUGACACUCCGAGGACGGUUGUUGCCAUCGAUGGCGGGCUCUAUGAACACUACAACAUAUUCAGCGAAUGCUUGCGAAGCACGGUGAAGGAGAUGCUUGGAGAAGAGGCCUCGGCUUCUGUUGUCAUCAAGCUGGCCAAUGAUGGGUCAAGUAUCGGAGCAGCUCUCCUUGCAGCUUCCCACUCUCAGUAUCUAGACGUUGAAGAGUCCUAAAAGGGUAUCUAGUUCAGGCAACCUUUUGUACAUAACCAUCGAAACCUCGUAUCCUUUUCUCUCUUGUAUCUUAAUUUAACCAUUGCGGUAGUAUAUAUAAUGGUAGAGGGAACACGACGUGGUCACCUCAUAGAAGGAAGCACAACAGACUCUUAUAUGGAGGAUGUUGUUGCUGUCCUGCCCCUCUUGUGUCCGUUUCUUCUCUUUCUUUCAUGGUGCUAUUGUCUCUUCACUAUUAACCAAUAAAUGGAGGGGAUACAAUAAGUUUUGAA
Musa acuminata AAA Group (dessert banana) is the source of this 2090-nucleotide messenger RNA. RefSeq names its product hexokinase-2. Gene Ontology annotation, cellular component: mitochondrion; cytosol. Bases 316 to 1818 code for a protein of 500 amino acids. Gene Ontology annotation, biological process: glucose metabolic process; carbohydrate phosphorylation; glycolytic process. NCBI's taxonomy places the organism in Eukaryota, Viridiplantae, Streptophyta, Magnoliopsida, Zingiberales, Musaceae. The record is from RefSeq and is a predicted model, not a curated record. Gene Ontology annotation, molecular function: D-glucose binding; ATP binding; glucokinase activity. The transcript is spliced from 9 exons.